This is a messenger RNA of Phoenix dactylifera (date palm), 1065 nucleotides long. Its product is annotated as fasciclin-like arabinogalactan protein 14. Gene Ontology annotation, cellular component: plasma membrane. The record is from RefSeq and is a predicted model, not a curated record. NCBI's taxonomy places the organism in Eukaryota, Viridiplantae, Streptophyta, Magnoliopsida, Arecales, Arecaceae.
CAAGACCCAUCUCAACCUCGCAGCAUUAGCAUCUCAAGCCAAGGCCAUUGGAAGAUGGCCCCCAAGCCCCAAGCACUCCUCCUCCUCCUACCCCUCCUCCUCCUCUCUCCUGUCACAGCCACUGAUAUUCUUGAGAUCCUUAAUCCACUUAGUGAUUAUUCUACAUUUACCAAAUACCUCAUAGAAGCUAACCUUGUUGAUGAGAUCAACCGCCGUGACAACGUCACCGUUCUUGCUGUUAAGAACUCAGAAAUAACCCCCAUUUCCUCCCUACCGGCCGACGUUCGUAAGAAUGUCAUGUUCGUCCAUGUCGUCCUCGGCUAUUAUGACCCUUAUAGUAUCAGCCACCUUCCUGAUAAGACUUCCCUUGUCCCCACCCUUUUCCAAACCACCGGCCUCGCAGCCAACCAAAAUGGGUACGUGAAGGUCACGGUGAGGCCUAUAAGGGAAAUUAUCUUUGGUUCAGCUACCCCGGGGUCUCCCCUCGAGUCCUACUUGAUCAACGUGGUUGGAACAGACUCCGACAAAGUAUCAGUCCUCCAUAUCUCCGAUCCCAUCAUCCCAUCUGGUAUUGAUGGUGCGAGAAAAACAACUGCACCUGUCACCACACCGCCAUCUGCUUCGUCUCCGGCAAAGCAGGUGACGCCUGCUUCCUCUCCGGCAAAGCAGGUGAAACCUGCACCGGCUCCUAUGGAGAAGAAGGCAGCCACCGGCCCUGCAAAUGCUCCAAAGGCAGCCACCGGCCCUGCAAAUGCUCCAAAGGCAGCCACCGGUCCUGCAAAUGCUCCAAAAGCGAGUGCAUCAUCACCAUCGACCGGGAACGUGCCCGAAGCGCCAGCUGCCCCACCUAAGGAAGCUGGGAAAGCGCCAACAUCCCCUUCUUCGGCAGGCCGAGUAGUCGUGGGUGCAACCAUGGGGCUUGCCAUGGGGGUUGUUCUCCUAGGUGUUUGCUAAUUUAACCGAGCGUGCGAGGGGUCAUGGCUUGUUUGAUUGUAAUGUCACUGGUUUGAGAUGUUAAAUUGUGGGCUUGGAAAUUAAUAAGAAUGGUUUUGGUUUCAUCAGUUA